CGGCGAGGCGAAAGCGAAACACGCACCAACUCACCAAACCCUAAAGCCUACGCGCCCGUUGCCGAAGAGGCCAUGGCGGCGGCGCAGAAGCCGGCGAAGCGGCUGGGCGGCAUGGCGGAGGCGCUCGCCAUCGCCGGGGACCUCGGCUUCCCGGCCCCUCCCGCGCAGGAAGAUCAGAGCACCUCGGACAAAAGUGAUGACCUGGUUAAGGUACUAAGGGAGCUGACUGUUGUGCAACGGAAUAUCGCCAAUUUGCAGGUGGAGCUACAGGGCAGAAAGGAUGAUAAAAACAUUGCUCAUUUGACUCAUGUUAGUGAAAUGGAAAAGAAGUGUGAAUCUUUGGCCAGAAUUACAGCUAUUUUGAAAGAUGUUAUUCAAAACAAGGACCGCAUUAUUGCCCGUCUGCAACAGCCUUACUCGCUUGAUUGCAUUCCUGUUGAAGCUGAAUACCAGAAACAAUUCUCAGAGCUACUUCUGAAAGCAGCAAGUGACUAUGGGGCAUUGACAGCAUCAGUUGGAGAUUUUCAAUGGAGUCAGAACUUCAGAGAGUCGCCUGCUGUGUGGGGUGAAAUGCUACGACCGAUACCAGCUGCGCUCGCAUCCUGCACCCGGUUCUUUGAGGCUAUGUCUGCGAUGAGGGAAUCGUUUUCUACUCUUCAAGCAUUACGCGUCGGCCACUCUUCUCUGUCGAUGACCGCAGGUGGCGCCAGUGACGAUUCGAAGUUCUUGACGCCGCCUCAGUGGAGAGAGGGCUCGAUGCUCAAUAGCUGGAAGCAAGUGGACGACGCAAACUCCGAAAGUGACGGACUUGACAGUGUGAACCAAAGGAGGCUGUCAUGGCCAUCCUCCGUUAACAGGGACCUGUAGGUCACAGCUCACGAAGCAAAUACCCUGCCUGUUUACAUUCUGUAUAAAUAGGAUUGCUGAGGCCUGUCUUUGAUUUUGAUUGGGUGUGGUUUGUUCUGGUUACUGGCAGAAGCUACCUUUGGCACACUAUGAAAGAUCGGAACUAAUUAA
Molecule: messenger RNA, 1017 nt
Organism: Lolium perenne
Lineage: Eukaryota; Viridiplantae; Streptophyta; Magnoliopsida; Poales; Poaceae
Product: AUGMIN subunit 2
Biological process (GO): microtubule nucleation; microtubule organizing center organization; spindle assembly
Cellular component (GO): mitotic spindle microtubule
Source: RefSeq, a predicted model, not a curated record